AUGUCUUGUAAAAUUACCGUAAGGAGGUCCGAGGAUAGAGGUCACGCAAAUCACAGAGGAAUCAACACUCAUCACACAUUCUCUUUUGCAAAUUACUAUGACGCCAAUUUUCAAAAUUUUGGUGCGCUGACUGUCAUCAACGAAGACAUCGUUGCAUCCAACUCCGGCUUUGGAACACAUCCUCAUCGUGAAUUCGAAAUUUUUUCCUACAUCAUUUCUGGCGAACUUCAACAUAAAGAUUCGAUGGACAACGAAGAGAUUCUUAAGCGCGGCGAUGUCCAAUUCACCACGGCCGGCACAGGAAUUUUUCAUUCUGAAUAUAAUAUUCACACCUCUCUACCCGUCCAUUUCCUUCAAAUCUGGGUGAAACCCGAUGACCCACGUCUCACACCCAACUACCACACCAAAACCUUUCCCGAGGCCGUUAAACUCAAUAAUUUGGUUCAUAUUAUUUCUCCUGCCGAGUCGGAAACCGAUGAUCCCGACUCCACAAUUAAAAUCCACACCGAUUUUCAUAUGUUUGCGAGUAUAUUAGAACCUGGUCGUAAAGUGGUGCAUAAAGUUCGGGGGACGAAUAAACCGAGAAAGGUUUAUGUUCACCUGGCUAGCACAGGCGGGGAGUUAAAAAUUAAUGACGAAUUGCUAAAGCAAGGUGAUGGGGCCUUUGUGACUAAUGUUAAAUGCGAUGAUGAAAUUUCUUUUGAAUCUACUGGGACGAAAAACGCCGAAUUUGUUCUUUUUGAUUUAGCUUAA
This is a messenger RNA of Acaulospora morrowiae, 753 nucleotides long. The record is from the annotation of a GenBank genome assembly. Lineage: Eukaryota; Fungi; Glomeromycota; Glomeromycetes; Diversisporales; Acaulosporaceae.